Molecule: messenger RNA, 1502 nt
Organism: Chroicocephalus ridibundus (black-headed gull)
Lineage: Eukaryota; Metazoa; Chordata; Aves; Charadriiformes; Laridae
Product: proto-oncogene Mas-like
Exons: 2
Coding region: 280-1251 (323 amino acids)
Biological process (GO): G protein-coupled receptor signaling pathway
Cellular component (GO): membrane
Molecular function (GO): G protein-coupled receptor activity
Source: RefSeq, a predicted model, not a curated record
GAGAACACGAUCCACUUGGCUAACACUGAGAAAAGUGGUUUGUGAAAGGACCGGAGAAAGAUCCCAUGCUGGACGCUGCACAGGCUCACCACGGCAGGCUUCCGUCCAGUUUUCCAAGUGAUAAUUCCUGGAAACCUCAUGAAGAUCCCAUCAUGGGGGCGGCAGCUGGCGACCGUGAGGUGAUGUGAGUCUGCAGCGCGUCUGCUCCAGCCACGUUCUCCAGGCUGCCAGAGGAAAGAAGCUGUGCGAGGGGGAAGGAGAAGCAGCAGAGGUUUCAUAAUGUUCCUCGCUGUGGAACGAACCAGCCCGCCUUGCUGGAGCCAGCCCGGUGGGACAGCAUACAACAGGAGCUGGCCUCACAGGCUGCUGAGGCAGGAGGACAGUGACUACAACUGGAGCGACUGUGACGCUGGUCACUUGAGCAAAGUUCCCGUGACGCUGCUCAUCUGCCUCUGCGGGCUGGUGGGGAACGGGGCCGUCCUCUGGUUCCUCAGCUCCCACGUCCGCAGGAACCCCAUCACCGUCUACGUCCUCAACCUGGCCAUUGCCGACUCCACCUUCCUCCUCUCCAUCGCCAUUGCCCUUGUGAUAUUUUACGGCCCAGAGAAACUUUGUCACAGGCUGGGCUCACAGGAUGUGACAACUCUGUUGAACAUGGCCAUCCUCUUCUCUUUCACCACCAGCGUCUACCUCCAGACGGCCUUCAGUGCCGCCACGUCUCUGUCCCUCCUCCCACCAUCCCGCUGCCCCUGCCACCGCUCCUGGCGCUUCCCAGGGCUCCUGUGUGCCCUGCUCUGGGCCCUCUCCUUCCUCCUCACCCUCACCCUCUACUUCUGCCCUGCGGCGCUCAGCGUCUUCGUCCUGAGCUACCUCUUAUCGGUGCUGACCCUGGUGUUGGCUGGUCUAACCCUGCUUGCCAGGGUCUUGUGCUCCUCAUGGCAAUGUCCCCCAAGGACUCUCUGUGUUGUGGUCCUGCUGGCUGUCGUCUUCUUCCCCUUCUUCACUGCUGAUUUUUGUUACUGGCUCUUGCUAAGACUGUUUGAUUUUUCUGUGUUUGUCUUUAACGCCUCUCUCCCGUUGGCCUGCGUGAACAGCACCAUCAACCCUGUUAUUUACUUCUUGGCUGGGAGCUGUGCAGAGAAGUUCACACUCUCCGUUAGGGUUGCUUUCGAGAGGACUUUUGAAGACCUAACAGAGCCCCAAAAUAGAGGCGAAACUCCCAGAGAAAACACAGUGGAAGCAGCUGUUUGAACCUCUGUGGCUGCUUCCUGAGAGAAGAUGCUCCAGGGAUGGAGGUGUCCCAUGAGCCCGGGCAAGCCAAGGAAGAUGACUCUGGUGCGGGUCUGGCCGCAGAUGAAUGGAAUUAGCUGCAACACAAGGAACCGUGCUGGGUGGCACGGGAACUCCUGCCUGGGGUGGACGCUGGCAGCGUGGUAAAAUACCCAUCAAACCCUUUUGUUUUGAAACCUUUGCUUGGAAUCUGUUGUAUCCAACAGGUCUGA